This is a messenger RNA of Gorilla gorilla gorilla (western lowland gorilla), 1306 nucleotides long. It is a transcript of the gene BNIP1, whose product is annotated as BCL2 interacting protein 1. The transcript has 7 exons. Gene Ontology annotation, cellular component: endoplasmic reticulum; SNARE complex. Lineage: Eukaryota; Metazoa; Chordata; Mammalia; Primates; Hominidae. Gene Ontology annotation, biological process: retrograde vesicle-mediated transport, Golgi to endoplasmic reticulum. Bases 46 to 861 code for a protein of 271 amino acids. Gene Ontology annotation, molecular function: SNAP receptor activity. The record is from RefSeq and is a predicted model, not a curated record.
GUUUGAACUUGGGUCCUGCCGCUGCCCGUAGCCGGCGUCCCCAACAUGGCGGCUCCCCAAGAUGUCCACGUCCGGAUCUGUAACCAAGAGAUUGUCAAAUUUGACCUGGAGGUGAAGGCUCUUAUUCAGGAUAUCCGUGAUUGUUCAGGACCCUUAAGUGCUCUUACUGAACUGAAUACUAAAGUAAAAGAGAAAUUUCAACAGUUGCGUCACAGAAUACAGCCAGUUCUCUAUCAAAGGGCAUUUAUUUGGACCGCUUCCACAUUUUUUUUUAAGCUAACUUAUUCCCUGACAGACUUUUCUUCAACUCAGCAUGACUUCAACUCUCCAACUACACCCUUUACCUUCAGUGACCUGGAGCAGUUGGCUAAAGAGCAAGACAAAGAAUCAGAGAAACAACUUCUACUCCAGGAAGUGGAGAAUCACAAAAAGCAGAUGCUCAGCAAUCAGGCCUCAUGGAGGAAAGCUAAUCUCACCUGCAAAAUUGCAAUCGAUAAUCUAGAGAAAGCAGAACUUCUUCAGGGAGGAGAUCUCUUAAGGCAAAGGAAAACCACCAAAGAGAGCCUGGCCCAGACAUCCAGUACCAUCACUGAGAGCCUCAUGGGGAUCAGCAGGAUGAUGGCCCAGCAGGUCCAGCAGAGCGAGGAGGCCAUGCAGUCUCUAGUCACUUCUUCACGAACGAUCCUGGAUGCAAAUGAAGAAUUUAAGUCCAUGUCGGGGACCAUCCAGCUGGGCCGGAAGCUUAUCACAAAAUACAAUCGCCGGGAGCUGACGGACAAGCUUCUCAUCUUCCUUGCGCUAGCCCUGUUUCUUGCUACGGUCCUCUAUAUUGUGAAAAAGCGGCUCUUUCCAUUUUUGUGAGAUUCCGAAGGUGCCAGUUCUGGCCCUUUCAGCUCCUGUUUCAGGAUCUGUCCUGGUUCCUGAGCUCUAGGCUGCUAAGCUGAGCCACACACCCCUCCAUUUGCGCCAGUUGCCUGCAGGUUGGAUGGAACACAGUGCCCCACUUUUCUGCAAGUAGCUGGCUUGUAAAGGGUGAACAGAGCCAUGGGAGGAAGGCCUGGCAUUGGGAUACCGCCCUGGGGACAUACGAACCGCCUCCUUCCCCCAUUGUGCGCUAUGGGAGGCCGCUGCUGCGUGGAGCACUUAAAGUCCAGCCUCCAGGACCGGAUGCCCCUCCUGUCUCCCGCUCCCAUCGUGCCCUUAAAUGCCAGAUCUGGUGGAGGGAAGAGAGAAGAGGUAGGAAGAAAGCUGAUGAAAACUCCUGGUCAUUCCUUGAAUAAACUUGAUUUUAUUUAAUAGAAUAAAA